AUGGCAGAAUCAUGUAGUUCGAUGAUCUUGUUGGCUCUUUUUGCGGGUUUUUGGGUGUGCGUAAACGCUCACGAGAAAUUAAAUUACCAAGAAGCCCUCACGAAAUCGAUCAUUUUCUUGGAGGCCCAACGAUCUGGAAAGCUUCCUCCGACUAAUAGGGUUCCGUGGAGAGGUGAUUCUGCUCUUGAAGAUGGAAAACUAGUCGGAGUUGAUUUGGUGGGGGGAUACUAUGAUGCAGGAGAUAACGUGAAAUUUGGACUUCCGAUGGCGUUUACGGUGACCACGAUGGCGUGGGGCGCAUAUUUUUAUCAUUUUGAGCUUGAGGCUACUGGAGAAAUGAAUAAUCUUCUUGAUGCUAUCAGAUGGGGCACUGAUUAUCUUCUUAAAGCCAGUUCUCAACGUAAUCGUUUGUUUGUUGAGGUCGGAGAUCCGGAGGAGGAUCAUAAGUGUUGGAUGAGGCCUGAGAACAUGAAAACACCAAGAACGGUGUUGGAAAUUAACGAUAAAACUCCUGGAACCGAGAUUGCUGGCGAGACCGCUGCAGCUUUGGCUGCUUCAUCGCUCGCUUUUCGCAAAAGCGAUCAACCCUAUGCCGACAAACUCCUUGAGACAGCCAUACAGGUGUUCCAAUUCGCAGAUGAAUAUAGGGGAACUUUCGAUGGCGCAUGCCCUUUCUAUUGCUCGUAUUCUGGAUUUAACGAUGAGUUAUUAUGGGGGGCAGCAUGGCUGUUCAUAGCAUCAAGAGAUCCACAGUAUAUGAAGUACAUACUAGAACAGUCAACAACUGCUACCGUUUUUGAGUUCAGCUGGGACCUCAAAUAUGCUGGUGCCCAGGUCCUUCUUUCUCAGUUGUUUUGGGAAGGACAAAAGGAGUUGCAGUCGUUCCAGCAGCAGGCUGAUGGAUUCAUAUGUUCAGUUCUUCCAGGAAGCCCUUACCAUCAAACUUUCAUGACUCCAGGAGGUUAUCUUAACUUGAGAGAUGGUGCAAAUUCACAAUAUGUGACAUCCACAGCAUUGCUUUUCAGUAUUUACAGUGAUUUGUUGGCUAGACACAAUAUGCAAGUCACUUGUGGUGACAAAAAAUUCACUAGUGUCGAGAUUAUGGCGUUUGCUAAACAACAGAUGGAUUAUUUACUAGGGCAUAACCCUGUAAAGAGGUCAAUGAUGGUCGGGUUCGGUAACAACCCACCGGUUCAGGCGCACCAUAGAGGUGCAUCGGUGCCAGCAAAUGCUGUAAAGGAAGAUAUAAAUUGUGGGAUGAGUUUUGUUUAUUGGUACAACGUAGAUACACCUAACCCUAAUGAGCUCACGGGCGCGAUCCUUGGUGGCCCUGAUAGGCAGGAUCAAUUCGUAGACAAACGGGUUAAUUCAUCAUAUACCGAGCCGUGUACCUAUGUGAAUGCGUGCGCCAUCGGAGUCCUUGCAAAGCUUGCAAAACAUCAUGGCUAA
Molecule: messenger RNA, 1449 nt
Organism: Cynara cardunculus var. scolymus (artichoke)
Lineage: Eukaryota; Viridiplantae; Streptophyta; Magnoliopsida; Asterales; Asteraceae
Product: endoglucanase 16
Exons: 8
Coding region: 1-1449 (482 amino acids)
Biological process (GO): carbohydrate metabolic process
Molecular function (GO): hydrolase activity, hydrolyzing O-glycosyl compounds
Source: RefSeq, a predicted model, not a curated record